Molecule: messenger RNA, 2131 nt
Organism: Thermothielavioides terrestris NRRL 8126
Lineage: Eukaryota; Fungi; Ascomycota; Sordariomycetes; Sordariales; Chaetomiaceae
Product: glycosyltransferase family 15 protein
Exons: 5
Coding region: 263-1771 (502 amino acids)
Biological process (GO): cell wall mannoprotein biosynthetic process; protein N-linked glycosylation
Cellular component (GO): membrane; Golgi apparatus
Molecular function (GO): alpha-1,2-mannosyltransferase activity
Source: RefSeq, a predicted model, not a curated record
CUUUCGCACUCCGUACACUACGCGCGUGGCCUUCGCAGCUGCAAGGACGGAGCCCAAGGCGACACAAGGCUGGGCGAAUUGCCCCACCGAUUCCUGAUCUCUCCAGGAUCAGUCUCUGUUUAUGAUGGGAACACACCUGAAACGUAUCCGAAUAACCCACAGAACAGUCCUCGCGCUCCAACCACCAACUGCGCACGCCGCUCCCACCACACUUGCCGGCCACAGCGAUUCCCGCCCGGCGCCGCCCCGCUGGCCUUGAACCAUGGACCUUCUGCGCCGAGCGAGCAAGUUCGUCCUGGCACGGGGUCCACGGGAUCCACGCCUCCCUCUGGCAGACGAAAAGGGCAAGCUGCGCUCGAGAGGGACACUAGCAGCGCGCUUCGACUACCUCAGGCGACCGCUGAGGCUAAAGGGGAACUCGACCAUCUCCGUGCCGCUCGGAGUGGUGCUCCUCUUCCCCUGCAUCGUCGUCGUCCUUAUCCUGGUGCUGUUUGUCCGCCAUCAGGGCUCCAGCGGGAUGCUCACAUCAUCCACGGGUGCGCCGCCAGCGAUACGGAAAAUUAGCGAGAAGCACGACAAGGUCUUCGUCACGGGCUGUGUUGAACCGGACACCAGCAAGCCUCGCGCCAAUGCCGCCUUCGUCGUGCUGGCGAGAAACAAAGAGCUGGACGGCGUGGUCCAGUCCCUCAAGUCGAUCGAGCGCCACUUCAACCGGUGGUUCCACUACCCCUACGUCUUCCUGAACGACGGCGACUUCAACCAGACGUUCAAGGACACCGUCAGGAACCACACGUCGAGCAAGGUCGAGUUCGGCAAGGUUGGGCCCGACAUGUGGGGGUAUCCCGACUGGGUCGACCCCAAGGUCGCCAAGGAGGGCAUCAACAAGCAGGGGGACAACGCCAUCAUGUACGGCGGCAUGGAAAGCUACCACUUCAUGUGCCGCUUCUACUCGGGAUUCUUCUACAAGCACCCGCUUCUCGCCCAGUACGAGUGGUACUGGCGCCUGGAGCCCGAGAUCAAGUACUUCUGCGACAUCACCUACGAUCCUUUCCUCAAGAUGAUAGAGCACAACAAGACGUAUGGCUUCACCAUCGCCGUCAAGGAGCUGCGCGAGACAGUGCCCAACAUCUUCCGCUACGCCUCAGCCUACAAGCGCCUCAACAACUUGACUUCGCAGGGCCUCUGGGAGAUGUUUAUCGAGCCGCAGCCGGAGAAGGAGGCCGCGCCCGAGGACAAGGACAAGGAGGCGCAGCGCAACGAGCCCCCGCGCCCGCCCGAGAUCGAUUUGGAGGCCAUGGAGGGCGAGAAGUACAACAUGUGCCACUUUUGGUCCAACUUUGAGAUUGCCCGCCUCGACUUCUUCCGGAGCAAGGCGUACGAGGAUUUCUUUCAGAUGAUGGACCGCAGCGGCGGCUUCUGGAUGGAGCGGUGGGGCGACGCACCGAUCCACUCCCUCGCGGCCGGCGCCCUGCUCGCGCCGCGCGACAUCCACUACUUCCGCGACUUCGGCUACCGCCACACGACCAUCCAGCACUGCCCGCCCAACGCCCCCGGGCGGCAGCUCCCGCGCGAGCCCUUCCUCGAGAUGACGACGCUCGACGAGCGCAAGCGCCGCGAGGAGGACGCCUACUGGGACGAGAUCGACCCGGUCCAGGAGAACGGCGUCGGCUGCCGCUGCCGCUGCGACACCGACAUCGUCGACGUCGAGGGCAAGGAGGGCAGCUGCCUGGCCGAGUGGGUCGACGUCGCUGGCGGGUGGGCCAGUCCUUGAUGAACGUGUGUUUGUUUCUUCGCUUGUCCUGGCUUUUAUACAUCAUGAUGCUUGUCUUCAUAAUCAUAAUGUCAUGGUAGUCAUGGAGAUGGGUGGGGGACAUAAUGGCGAAGACGGAUAGAUUUGAGCAGCAGAACGCUGCUCUACCACAAUUCAGAUGUAUGUAUAGGGUACCGGCACCGUUUGUUUCCAAGAGAAGCUCCCACGUCCCCACCAGACAGACACUGAUGGGCUGAAGUCUGGUCGCACCAUACACCCAACAUUGUGCAUUGUUCGGGGAAACAUACGACUUACCUUGGAUAUACCUCAUAUGACUCGCUGCUUACUUGCUUGCUUACUUACCUGUUAGUGAUGGUUACC